AUGGAAGACGCAAAGGCUUUCAGUGCUCCGGUCACAGGCUUCAACGACAGCUCAGUCUCAGUCUUCUCCAAAUCCAAUUUGGACUCGGAAGCUGGCGACAUAGAGCUCAAUGAACUGCAGGAUCACAGUGAACGAAAAGCCGAUAAUAUCUCGACUGACCAAAUUGAACUUGUCCCAAAAAAAGCCGACCUGGAAGCCAAUGUUUCCGCAAGCUCUCAAACAUCAGGCAGGGACCAGAAGAAUGAGGAUCAAGUCGGAGAUUCCAACACUGUCGACUGGGAUGGUCCGGAUGAUCCGAAGAAUCCAAUGAACUGGCCGGCGUGGAAGGUAAAGACGCAUAUCUUCCUUGUCAGCGCCAUUACUUUCAUUAGCCCUUUGGGAUCCUCCAUCCUCGCUACAGGAAUACCGCAGAUCAUGGCCGAAUUCCGGUCAACGAACGAGGAGCUUGGGUCUCUUGUGGUUUCAAUAUACCUGCUCGGCUUUGCGGCUGGGCCGUUGGUGAUAGCGCCAUUGUCUGAAAUGUAUGGGAGGUUGCCGCUAUAUCACUCGUGCAACACAAUCUUUGCAGCCUUCACCGUCGCCUGCGCACUCGCCCCAAGCAUGAAUAGCCUCAUCGGUCUUCGAUUCCUCCAAGGCUGCGCAGGAUCGGCACCACUGGCGAUUGGUGGAGGCACAAUCUCAGACCUCAUCCCGCAGGAGCGGCGUGGAAAGUACAUGGGUAUAUAUGCUCUGGGCCCGACGCUGGGACCAAUCUUUGGACCGGUCGCUGGUGGUUUUCUGACAGGGGCCAAGGGAUGGAGAUGGCUUAUGUGGUUGCUUCUGAUGAUUGAGGGAUCAAUCACGCUCAUGAACUUCGUCUUCAUGCGAGAGACCUACGGUGUCGUGAUCAUGGCUCGCAAAACGCGCGCUCUCCAGCUCAAGACCGGAAACAAGGCUCUGCGAUCUGUGUUCGAUCAGGGUCUCACAACGCGCCAGCUCUGGCGCAAUACCCUCAUACGUCCGAUCAAGAUGCUGGUCUUCUCGCCGAUCAUCUUCCUCCUGUCCCUUUUCAUGGCCGUCGUGUACGGCUAUCUCUACCUGCUCUUCACGACCUUCCCCGUGGUGUUUGGGACCUACUAUCAUUUCUCGAUUGGGAUAACCGGACUGGUAUACCUCGGCCUCGGCGUCGGAAACAUCAUCGGAUUGGUCAUCUUUGGUGUUUUCUCAGACAAGAUCCUCUUGGCCAAAGCAGCCAGUGGGGAACUGAAGCCCGAGUAUCGACUCAUACCGAUGGUCUGGACCGCCUUCACUGUGCCCAUCGGCCUCUUUCUGUACGGCUGGUCGGCGAGGUAUGCGAUUCAUUGGAUCGUACCAAUCAUCGGCACCGGCUUCUUCGGCAUCGGACUCCUCGUCACCCUGGUAUGCACUCUGACCUACAUGGUGGACGCAUUCACCGAAUACGCCGCCAGUGCGACCGCCGCGAAUGCGGUGAUGAGAUCAAUCUUUGGCGCGACGCUGCCUCUGGCCGGGCCGAAGAUGUACCAGGCGUUGGGUAUAGGCUGGGGUAACAGCUUGCUGGCAUUCAUCGCGCUGGCCGGGUGUCCGAUCCCGUGGAUCUUCUACAAGUAUGGUGAGCGGAUACGGAAGUCGAGCAAGGCGACUUAUUAG
Messenger RNA from Letharia columbiana, 1647 nucleotides. RefSeq lists its product as uncharacterized. Gene Ontology annotation, molecular function: transmembrane transporter activity. The transcript has 3 exons. The record is from RefSeq and is a predicted model, not a curated record. Bases 1 to 1647 code for a protein of 548 amino acids. Lineage: Eukaryota; Fungi; Ascomycota; Lecanoromycetes; Lecanorales; Parmeliaceae. Gene Ontology annotation, biological process: transmembrane transport.